Molecule: messenger RNA, 4217 nt
Organism: Toxoplasma gondii ME49
Lineage: Eukaryota; Apicomplexa; Conoidasida; Eucoccidiorida; Sarcocystidae
Exons: 1
Coding region: 1829-3466 (545 amino acids)
Source: RefSeq, a predicted model, not a curated record
AACUUGAGCUUUAGUACGUGAAACGGACGACCAAAACAAAGACUCGAUAAAGGUGACCGCGCAGUUUCAGAUGCCACUCGGAGGAGCCACGGAGGUCCCGCCACACCAACUCAGUGUGCCAAUAAGGUAGCUGGUGCGAGAUCACUAGUGACCCGGAGAGUCAUUCUGCCUAUUUUCCUUGGAAGAAAAGCCCCGAUUGGCUCUGCUCUUUCGUAUUCCUCUACGUUGCCGUCUGUCGUGAAUUCUUUUCUCAACAAAUGGGGAAAGUGACCAUGAGGGUCCGCGCCACAAAGACUCGCGGCGGCUCGGCUGGUGGUUUGCCAGAGGCCGCGGCGGAGAGGAGCGGGGGUUCGCGACUCUUUUCGCGUGGACGUUCAUGGAAUCUUUAGGGCAUUCUUCUCGAAGGUGGAGUUAUGUUUCGUUGUGUGUUCGUCCAUACUCUUCUUACCGACUUUGUCCUUUGAGAUUUUUCCUCGGUGCACACUCUUUCCGCGUCUUCUGCGUUACCGAAUCGACACAGCCGCACCCGUCGAAAGUCACUGUGCUGUAGAAGGUGCCCGCCUCGGCGGGCUUGCGGGGUUUCGCGCCGCAAAAGCAAUCUUCUUUCCUCGCUUUUUACGCCUUCUACAGAAUGUUUCGCCGCCGAUCGGCCAGCUGCACACCCGGGAAGUUCUGCGGUCGCCAGACAACAUCUUCAGACAGGCGGACGACACCGGCGCUGCCGGAAGCCUCUGCUCUCAGCGGGGUUGGAUCUGGGGAAGGCGCGACUGUGGGUUGCGUUUUCACCUUCGCGCAGAAAGCGACACACGUGGUCUUUCCUUUUCAGAAGCUUUUUUUUUGGCUCCACUCUGCGAAACCAGCGGGCAUCUCCCCUUUUGCACGCAGAGAAACUUUUCUUGUGGCUUCUGCGCACUCGCUGCCGCACGCACCCUAAACCCUGACCAGGAAAGGGAAGUUCCCGGUCCGCGAGGCGUCAACCUCUCUCCGUUUCGCGACCGAUUGAAGAAACUCGUUUCCGAGUUUCAUCUGAACGGUACAGACACCCUGCCGAGUGGUUUCUGAAAGACGCUAACGGUGCGCGGUGAGGGGUCGGAGAGGCUAUCCUUCUGUCGAGAGUGUGUGUGAAGACAGGAAAGCGGCGAGCGACCCUCUGGGCUGCUCCGGUUUUAUACACGAUCCCGGUUGGAUUCCCUACGGGUGAGAGAGGACUGUCCGUUUUUCCUUCUCUUUGAAACACACUUCGCACCGUUGGGCCGACCUCAAGCACCAGCAGCCACAGGAUCUCGACUGAAGAGCGUGACGGGCCGCUAGGUCGACCAUCGACCCUUCUUCCCAGUGGCUCCCAAGUUCCGUCUAGACAGGUAGCCGCCGUUUCCGAGUCGCUUCGGCGCUCGUGGAAUGAAGAAAAACAGUCGUCUGUGCGAACAGAAAAGGCUCCCUUUUUCUCGCCGUCCUCCCUCGAGUCUACACUACGUUGGAUGCGGGUGAGGGAAGGCAAAAGACGGCGUCCUUGCCUUCUUUCGCGCUCUCAAGCGUGGACGAGCCUCCAAUGCGGCCCAUGGCGCUUUUCUCCUCAGAGAGCUUCCAUUUGACAAUCCACGACUUUGCCUCGACGGGGGACCUCUAGAGGGCGUCUCACAGACAAGCCAGGUUGGGCGCUCGCAUUGGUGAGAGUUGAGUUUCUCUGGAGGUCGGCUGUUCCCUGCGUUUUCUCCCUUGAACUCUCUCUCCGCCGCGGACAGCAGAGCGCGUGCUUCGCUGACCCUGCUGGGGUGCCCCGCACCCGCGUUCUGGGGGCUGGAGACGCGCAGAUGGAGUCUCUCGCACAAUGGAGAUCCCGCGGCGACUGAAGGUGAGUGACGUUUCGCGCGUCCGGAGAGGGAGCUCGACUCGGGUGCGCCUCGGCUUCUGGUGUCUCCUGGGUCUCUGUCUGCUUGCGGAGGGGGAUGCCCAGUCUGAGAACAGACAGACUGCCGUGGAACCGAGGGAUGCGGAGGUGAGUUUUCCGCCUGAACGCGCUCAGGGUCAUUUUGACUCCACUCAAGACCGGGACCUGGAGUCGCAGACAGAGCACUCAUACUUCUCGCACCCGUUCGCGAGAAGCGCGAGCGAAACGGCCUCUGCCUCAAGAGAUGCUGAAGAAGGCGAGCAGAGUCUCCCAGUCGCGCCGCCAGGUUCCGUUGCUGUCCUGCCCCGCCUGCGGAGGAAGAGCGGGUCUCGCGCGUCCACAGGUCCAGACGAAAACGCGGCGGCAUCUCCAGAGUCUGACGAGGAAGAUGCGGACGUGGAAGCGGCGUCUGCCCGAGAGGCGAGCGAAACGAUGAACCGUUUGGAGGAGCCCGGCCGCGAGGCGGCUGAGGAGACUGCUCGCGUCCUCGGCGGCCCCGGAGCCGACGGAGUGCAAACUCUUCAUCUGGAGACGGUGAGGGAGAGUGGCGAAGACGCAGGCCGCGAAAAGAAGACGCAAGAGAAGCAUGACACUGAGGAACCAAGAGAUCAAGGAACGGAGACAAGCGCGCCGGUGGCUGGGCAGGAGGAACGCGCAGGCGACGACCCGAGUGCGAGAGCUUCGGAGGGUGUGAAUGCUGGCACCCAGAGAGUGCUGUCUCCAGCGACGGCUGUCGCUCACGGCGCCACCGAGCUAAGGUCGUUGUCGAAGAGGAGCUUCGUGUCUCAGAGGUCGCGCAGCCAGCCCCUGACAUGGAAGUCUGGUGCGAGACUCGCGGGCACCCUGACUUUGUCCACCGCAGUGUUUGCCGUGGCGCUGCAGCUUGUCGGGUGGCUUGUGGCUCGCGCGGAGCUGCAGCAUCGCGGGCGCGCCUUGGUAGACGCAUUCGUGGAUGCCAUCCCACACCGAGUCACGGUUCCUCGCUUCUUCCUGCUCUUCCUUCGGGAGCUCCACACCCCAGGGUCGCUCGUUGCCCUGGCGGAUCAGGUGGCGCGGCAAAUGUACGCGAUCGUUUGUCGCGUCGUGCGAGCGGUGGAGAAGCUUUUCGGCGCUGUGUUACCGAGGCAAGUGUUGAUCGUGGGAAGCGCGGCGGCGGGCCUCGCGUUCACGUUCGUCGCGCUCGGUCUCCGCUUGGUGACGCCGCGAAAGUUCCUGCCGCAGGUCGAGCCUGUGGUUCUCUUGACCGGCUGGGCGCUCGCUACCGCGCCGCUGGCGAUCUUGGCUUUCGACCUCCACAGAGGCGCCUUCGGCAGCCGGAGGCGAGAGGUCGUCCAGACGGUCUGGAGCGUCGCGCAGCACCACUUGGCUCUGCGAACCUUGAGUCUUGUGUUCUUCCUAAGUGGGUCGGGAAGCGUGAAACAAGCAUGGGGGUAUCUCGUCAUGGACGCCUUCUUGACGGCGACCUUCGUCUCGACCCUGCUCCGCGUAGCGUCCUCGCGAGAGACGUUCCAGAAGGGGGCGGGCGCCGCAGAGCGCCGAAGCGAGAGAUCCGCGCGUCAACAGGUGCGCGGGGAAUAGCCGGGAAAAAGGCGCGUCCGCGGAAAGAGAACGUCGAGAAAUCUGCAGUUCUCGACACUCACGGCCUGCGGUCCGAGUCGCGCGGCGAACCUCCGCUUCUGAGUGGCGCUUCUUUUGAACCGGAGUUCCUUGCGCGUGGAGAGCGAGAAACAGGUCCCUCACGCUCGCAGACUCGAGAAACUUCCCGCGCUUCAGUCUGGACCAAGGCUGAGCACACAUCCACGCAGUCUUGCUGCGUAACGGCUCGCUUCUGACCUUCCGAGCUUUUCCGACAGGAAGACGGAGAGACCUAUCGCUUCCCCGAAAGGCUUUCGCAACGGGCAACGCAGAGAGAGAGGCAAAGUGGGGAACCUCUGCGUGCGAACGGAGGCACCGAAAAGUGACACACCGAAACGCCCGAGGGACAAGAAAGGGAAGGUCCUUUUCCCCAUUUUUCAGUGGGUUCUGUUGUUCUGCGUUCGCCUGCGAAGCUUGUCGGGUCGCUCGGCCAGGGCAACGGGAUCAGGAGAGAAGAUCUGGAGAGAACAACAACGACGCACAACUGUGCGAGGCAAGCCGACAGGCUAUCGCUCGACUGUUGACGCAAGUGGGUAUCCAGGGAAAGUGGCGAAGCGGCUUUUUUUCUAUGCCUGUCGGUCGCCAGUUCUCAGGUUUUCAGAGAGUGGAAACCGCGACCCUCCCGCGUGGGCCAAGACACGCAAGAAGCCGAGUUUCCAGUGUCGCUGUCCGUAGUUCUUUGAAAGAACAGGCC